Messenger RNA from Venturia canescens, 521 nucleotides. RefSeq lists its product as uncharacterized. Bases 20 to 421 code for a protein of 133 amino acids. The transcript has 3 exons. NCBI's taxonomy places the organism in Eukaryota, Metazoa, Arthropoda, Insecta, Hymenoptera, Ichneumonidae. The record is from RefSeq and is a predicted model, not a curated record.
GUGCACGUACAACGUGACUAUGUGGCUUACACGGUUAUCUAACACGCUGCUUCCAGGAGGUUGCAGCGUAAGCUGCACAAUUGUUUCUUGGCUCCGAGCGCAGUUGGGAGCUCCAUCUUCCAGAUUUUCCGGGAUUUUACUCCCGACGGAAAGCACCAAAGUCGGUCAUUUUCGACGCGGUUACGGGACGGGCAGGCGACACUGUUCCAAAAGAAUUAUUGGCGCAACGAAGGACGCCACGGAAAAUGGAGCGGACGGACGGCGUCUCGCGCGUUUCUCGUGGCUCGGUCAGAGAUCCACUUGCUUCGCGGGGGCGCUGCGUAUUCCGCGGAUAUCCUGCGACGCGAGUCACACGGAGCGCGGGACGCGCUGGGGUGGUGACAAUGGUUUGGGCACGAUUUUCGUGAUUGUGAUUUUUUAGAUACAUUUCAUAAGAUUUUUGAGGGAAUUGAUGUUGACAAUUAAGGAGGAACGUCAGCUUGAGAAAAAUGGUGAUAGUUUAACGAAGGUUUUAGGAUACA